GCCAGGCCCGGAGGGUAAGAGGGAAGCGAUAAGCGGUCUGGGAACAGCAGGCUCCGAAUUAUCCGUCGGGGAACGGCUUCACCGGCCUGGAGAAUCUCCUACCUGCUCCGUGUUGCUCCGCCUGGUCCUAACGCCGCCUCCUCACAGGAUAUUGCGUGGCCGCGCCCGCUCUAUGGGCUGGGCUAGUGUGCGGCUAUCACACGGCUAGGAGGCCUGGUACCCGGGCGAUCGCCGCGGACUCCUGACAGCUGUCACAUCGGGAACCUGUUGCGGAUGUGUUUUUGUGCCGCUUUGCCCGCCUUUUAGGCCUUUCCUUGGAUCUCCACAAAGAGAGGGGCGUCUGAGUGUUUUCUUUACCCCCUUCAGCGGGCGAUAUGAGGCCAGCUGCCCCCUGCUGACACAGACCGUCUGCAAUCACAGCAUCCAGACGCCCCGGAGGCUCCGAGCGUAGGCUCUGUGAGGCUGCUUGGCCUCCCGCCGGUCACAGCCAUGUCCUUCUUUAAUUUCCGUAAGAUCUUCAAGCUCGGCGGGGAGAAGAAGAAGAAGCAGUACGAGCAUGUGAAGAGGGACCAGAACCCCGAGGAGUACUGGGAGAUCAUCGGGGAGCUGGGGGAUGGAGCCUUCGGCAAGGUGUACAAGGCUCAGAAUAAAGAAACUGGUAUUUUAGCAGCAGCAAAAGUUAUCGAUACGAAAUCAGAGGAUGAGCUGGAAGAUUACAUGGUGGAAAUUGAUAUUUUGGCCUCCUGCGAUCAUCCGCACAUCGUGAAACUGCUGGAUGCCUUUUACUAUGAGAAUAACCUGUGGAUUCUUAUUGAAUUUUGUGCCGGGGGAGCAGUGGAUGCAGUUAUGUUGGAGCUUGAGAGGCCUUUGACGGAGCCGCAGAUACGGGUGGUUUGUAAGCAGACUUUGGAGGCCAUGCUGUAUUUACAUGAAAAUAAAAUAAUUCAUCGGGAUUUGAAGGCGGGAAAUAUACUUCUCUCGCUAGAGGGCGAUGUCAAAUUGGCUGAUUUUGGAGUAUCUGCUAAGAAUACUCGGACCUUACAGAGAAGAGACUCCUUUAUCGGUACACCGUACUGGAUGGCCCCGGAAGUUGUGAUGUGCGAAACGUCAAAGGAUAGGCCGUAUGACUUCAAAGCUGACGUUUGGUCUCUUGGAGUCACGUUGAUCGAGAUGGCUCAGAUCGAACCUCCGCAUCACGAGCUCAAUCCAAUGCGAGUUCUGUUAAAGAUUGCAAAGUCUGAUCCCCCUACCUUAGCUCAGCCAUCAAAGUGGUCUCUAGAUUUCAGUGAUUUCCUAAAGAAAUGUCUGGAGAAAAAUCUUGAUGCCCGAUGGACUACAGCCCAGUUACUACAGCACCCUUUUGUGUCUACCGUGACUUCCAACAAACCCGUCCGAGAACUGAUUGCAGAGGCCAAGGCUGAGGUACUGGAGGAAGUAGAAGAUGCCAAGGAAGAGGAGGAAGAUUUUUCAGAAGACCAUUCUUUGCCUGUCCCAGACAAUAAGAGAGCUUCUUCAGACCUCAGCAUUGCAAGCUUGGAAGACGACAAACUUUCCCAGAAUGCUUCAAGUCUAGAACCGGUCUCAGAAAACGCAGCGCCCGCUGAAGUUGAGAGUAAAGUGUCCGAUCAAGAUAUAAAAUCUAAACCUGAUCAAGAUAUAAAAUCUAAACCAAAUCAAGAUGUACAACCUGAACCGACAAAGGAGGUCGAGAGCGCUGAAGACCUCUCCAAGAAACCGAUCAGUCAAGAGGUCUCAGAGAAUGGAAUACCAGAUGUUCCCACCGUACCAGCAAAUGAAGCUACCGUAAAAAUAAGUGAAGGGGAGAAUGAGUUGCCUUCUGUGGAUCCAACCAAAGAAAAUGACGUUAAACCAGCUCACGAAGAAAUACAAGCUGUUCCUAAACAAGAUAACGAGGAGAGAACCCUUUCCGAUGAAGAUAAGAAUGCAGUUCCUCCUCCUCAGGAAUCUCAUUCUCUAGUAACAGAGGAGACACAAAAUGAAGUAAAACCAGAAAGUGUAACAUCUGAGGUACCGUGUGAAGAAGAGGUUCCUGAAAUGACAAAUAACCUACCAAAAGAAGAACCUGUAGAUGAAAAGAAAGACGGUGAGGAAGCAGUCAAAGAAGAUAUUCCAAGUGGAGAGGUAACUAAUGAACUAUCGGAUUCUGUUGUUGCUAAUGAUGUCCGUGAACAACAGCCUGAGGUGUCUGAAGAGUUGCCUUCAGAGGAGAAGGUUAAAGUAGAUCCUGGUGCAAAACAUGCCUCGGCUGAAUGGGUGGCUGACAGCGGAGACACCCCUAAAAAGACUGAAGCGGAGCCAGUUGUAAGCACUACCUCUGUAGAUGAAGUUGCCCCGACAUCAGAAAAGCCGAGUGAAAACAGUGUCGCUGAUCUGGUUGCUACAUCUCAACCAACCGAACCUAAGAUCUCAGAAAACACUAUCCAAGUUCCUCAAGAUCCUGUCCAAGAGGAGAAGAAUGAGGAAGCAUCUACAGCUUCUCUGCCUGAUAAAGAGAGCGUGCAGGGCCUACCCGAAGAAAACGCUGUUCAUGCCAGCGUUCCGACUGACCCUGCCAUUGAAACAAAGCCAGAAGAACAUCCAGCGACCGUGCCCAGCAUCAGCGUGGUGACGGCUGAAAGCGAAGGAAAAAAUCACGUGCCGUCCGCUGGCUCAUCUGAAAACACCCAAACAAUCGGGGAGCAUCCAAAGGAAAGCGACUCUGACUCUGGUACCGGCUCUACGGUUGACAGCGGGAGCAUGGAUUUGAACUUGUCUAUAUCCAGUUUUCUUACCAAAAGUAAAGAGUCCGGCUCAUUAUCUGUACAGGAAAGCAAGAGACAGAAGAAAACUUUAAAGAAAACUCGCAAGUUUAUGGUUGAUGGCGUUGAAGUAAGCGUCACAACCUCGAAAAUAGUCACUGAUAAUGACUCCAAGAAUGAAGAGAUGAGAUUCCUUCGGCGGCAGGAGCUGAGGGAGCUGCGGCUUUUACAGAAGGAAGAGCAGAGAGCCCAGCAGCUUCUUAGCAACAAAUUAUUACAGCAGCGAGAGCAGAUCUUCCGACGGUUUGAACAGGAAAUGACGGGCAAGAAACGUCAUUACGAUCAGGACAUUGAAAAUCUGGAAAAGCAGCAGAAGCAAACCAUUGAGCGCCUGGAACAGGAGCACACCACGCGCCUGCGCGAUGAAGCCAAGCGAAUCAAAUCCGAACAGGAAAAGGAACUCUCUAAAUUCCAGAACGUGUUAAAAAACCGAAAGAAGGAGGUUUUAAAUGACGUGGAGAAAGCACCAAAAGAGCUGAGAAAAGAGCUCACGAAACGCAGGAAAGAAGAGCUUGCGCAAUCCCAGCACGCUCAGGAGCAGGAAUUUGUGAUGAAGCAGCAGCAGGAGCUCGAUGGAUCCCUGAAGAAGAUUAUUCACCAGCAGAAGACCGAGCUGGCCAACAUUGAGCGAGAUUGUCUGAAUCACAAGCAGCAGCUUAUGAGAGCCCGGGAAGCCGCGAUUUGGGAAUUAGAAGAAAGACACCUGCAAGAGAAGCAUCAGCUGCUGAAACAGCAACUGAAGGAUCAGUAUUUUAUGCAGCGGCACCAGUUACUGAAGAGACACGAGAAGGAGAUGGAACAGAUGCAGAGGUAUAACCAGCGGCUCAUCGAAGAGUUGAAGAAUAAGCAGGCUCAAGAAAGGGGCCGGCUGCCGAAAAUUCAACGCAGCGACGCCAAGACCCGCAUGGCCAUGUUCAAAAAAAGUCUACGGAUUAAUUCAGUCGGAUCGCCCGAACAAGACAGAGAGAAAAUUAAACAGUUUGCCGUUCAAGAAGAAAAAAGACAGAAGAACGAAAGAUUGGCUCAGCAUCAAAAGCACGAGAACCAAAUGCGAGAUUUGCAGCUACAAUGCGAUGCCAACGUCCGGGAGCUUCAGCAGUUACAGAAUGAGAAAUGCCAUCUGUUGAUAGAACACGAAACGCAGAAGCUGAAAGAGUUGGACGAAGAACACGUUCUGGAGCUCAAGGAGUGGAGAGAGAAGCUAAGACCCAGGAAAAAGGCCCUCGAAGAGGAGUUUACACGGAAACUGCAGGAGCAGGAAAUAUUUUUUAAAAUGAGCGGCGACUCUGAAUGCCUUAACCCCACCACGCACAGCCGCAUCUCCAAGUUCUACCCCAUCCCGAGCUUCGGUUCAUCUGGAACAUAACGACACUAUGCCUGGAGGUCUCUUCUGUAGCACUACAGCUCCAGAACACCGGCAGAGUCGUAGUUUUAUUCUCCUUUUAUACUAUUUCACCGUAGAUUAAAAAAAAAAACAAA
Molecule: messenger RNA, 4298 nt
Organism: Spea bombifrons (plains spadefoot toad)
Lineage: Eukaryota; Metazoa; Chordata; Amphibia; Anura; Pelobatidae
Gene: SLK
Product: STE20 like kinase
Exons: 19
Coding region: 490-4185 (1231 amino acids)
Biological process (GO): protein phosphorylation
Molecular function (GO): protein binding; ATP binding; protein serine/threonine kinase activity
Source: RefSeq, a predicted model, not a curated record